AUGUCAGCUCACUUGUCGCCCACUCCUGCUGCCCUCGCAUCCUCCCUCAGUGCAUCACGAAGGUCUCAUCCCAGGGCAACCACGCGCACAGCUCCUUUCCACCCACAUCCAAUCCCUCAAACCACCACGAUACCUCACAAUGCACAUAUGCGCUCCAAUUUGACGGGCGAUAGCUCCGACGACGACGAUCUUGCUCCAAUAAAGCUGAGUGCCGAAGCUCAGGCAAUCUUGGGUGAAGACAAUGCCCGCCUCGAAUCAGACAAGGAAAACCUGGAGCCCAGACCGCGACGAACAAGAAUUAGCACCUCCAAAAGGCUGAGCAGAGUAAACCCCGUUGACAUUGUACAAGAAUCAAGUCCCCAGUUACAUCACGACGGGAGUCCUGCAGCGCGGGAUAUCCGGCCUGCACCACGAUUAAGACCUGGCCCUCCCUCGGCACUUGCGAGAGAUGGAUCUUUUAUGUACAAGAUUCAUGACAGAUCAGCAACGCGUCCGCACGAUAUUUUGCAUGCUACGGAGACGCCAGCGCCCGGACCACGAAGAAUUCGUCUUAGCGAUUCAAGACGGCUUUCGCGAUCACCACCGACAGAAAAGCCAAACAGUCCAACAGCAUACGAAUCGCCAAUCCAAGAGCCUCAUAGUGGCGCUCGCAACCGCAGCCCACCUCAAGAAGAGUUGCAGGCCAAUCCAGAUGACGAAUACGGCGCCGUUCCAUCGACCGUAACGCGCCAACGACGUGGUGAGGACAAUGGACCUCAAAGCACUAUGCGUGUCCGACGUAUUGGAGGUGCAUUGCUCCACCGGCCUGUCCGUAGGGGAAUGGUUCGACGACAGAGUGAAGAGGAGGAACUAGAGGCAUAUCAGCCAGAACUCGAGCAGGGCACUCCUGAGAUGGAAGUCGGUCGCAGGGCGAAGGAGAUGGAUCUGCAGGACCUGCCAGACGACCUCCUCAUAUUACAAGGAAGCCCUGUACAACCCAAGCAAGUCCCAUUUCCCUCACGACCAACAUCUCCAGAAGGACAGAGCAAUCCAAGACUCCCUCGGUCGCUGCCAGACACAAAUGGAAGGCCGACACCAACACCGGCAGGCCCAUUAUCAUAUCGAUCCUCCAAGUCAUCAAGCUCAUCAAAGAGGCCUAUAUUCAAGGUUCCACCAUUGCCUAAUCCAAGCAAUCAAGACCAGGAAAAUGAACCACCACCGACAUUUCGCAGAACGAAGCCGACCCCUGAUGUUUUGAAGAUACACGAAGAUGAGCUACAAGUUGAGCAAAAGCCCGCCGACCUUGUCGCCACUCAUGCCUCGCCCUUGAGAGCGCCCUUGGGACAAAGGUCGAGCAACACUCCUCACAGGCCGGCACCAGCCCCACCGCCGAAAAUGUCAUUACUCGACGCGGCCACUUCGAAUGCCGGCUCGCGCAACAAAAAAUCAGUCCACUAUGUCCUCAAUGGCAAGACUUACCGACGACUCGACUGCAUUGGAAGGGGCGGAUCGUCACGAGUGUUCAGAAUCAUGGCGGAGAACUACAAGAUCUUUGCCUUGAAACGGGUCAAUCUCGAAGACGCAGACAUGGCAGCGAUCGCUGGGUACAAGGGCGAGAUUGAUCUGCUGAAGAAGUUGGAAAAUGUUGAUCGCGUAAUUCGACUGUACGAUUACGAUAUCAAUGAAGAGAAGGGGAUUCUAAGUGUCAUGAUGGAGCUUGGAGAAUCAGAUUUCAACAAGAUGCUCAAUGAGCAGCUGAAGAAUGAUGGCUCCAGGUUGGACAUCACUUUUACCCGACACUAUUGGAAAGAAAUGUUGGAGUGCGUGCAGGCCGUCCACGACUAUGACAUUGUGCAUUCGGAUCUCAAACCGGCCAACUUCUUGCUGGUCAAAGGGCAGCUCAAGCUGAUCGACUUUGGCAUUGCCAACGCCAUUCAAGACGACACAGUCAAUGUCCACCGAGAGAAUCAAAUUGGCACGCCGAACUACAUGUCGCCCGAGUCGCUUGUGUGCCACACGCCCGCUGGUGCCGCACCAGGGACGAAACUUCUCAAGCUCGGCAAGCCCAGUGAUGUGUGGAGUCUGGGCUGUAUCCUCUAUCAAAUGACAUAUGGACAGCCACCCUUUGCACAUAUCACCAAGCAAUUCGAACGCAUCAUGAGCAUUCCCAAUCCCAAAGUGGAAAUUCAAUUCCCCACGACUGGGGUGGGUGGCGCGGUGGUGCCGUUCGGUCUGAUCAAGACGUUGAGACGAUGCCUGACACGGGAGCAAGCCCUACGGCCGACCAUCAAAGAGCUGCUGGGUGACGCGGACCCGUUUCUCAACCCGGUCGCCAUCAGCCCAGACAUGCUGGGUCGCGUCAUAGGCAACGUGGUCAGCUACUGCAGACGCCGGGAGGAUGCCAUGCGUGCACGCGGCGAGCUGACCACCGCCGAUGGGGCGAGCUGUUUGCCAAAGGACGAAGAGAUGAAAGGUUGGCCCUGGGCGUUUUAUGAGAAACUGAAACAGGCUCAGGAGGAAGGGACGGCUUGGUGAUGUGGUUGUUGUUUUCUUAGGCACCUGUGGGUGGGCAAGUCAAGAGACGUGGUGGUUUGGUUAACGCGCACCUUUCGUUCUAUGAUAAUCGAGGGUCAUUCAUGCUUCAUCAGCCCUUUGGUAAUUGCUGGUUUGAGGAAGCACAAGAUCAUGAUGGGCGGCACUUUCUGUGUGUCUGUCUGGUUUUCUUUGCAGUACAUAUAGCACUUUGAGCGUAGGCAUAAGUAAGCGACUUUUUCGAAGUUUUUGAUCAUCAG
Molecule: messenger RNA, 2771 nt
Organism: Exophiala mesophila
Lineage: Eukaryota; Fungi; Ascomycota; Eurotiomycetes; Chaetothyriales; Herpotrichiellaceae
Exons: 1
Coding region: 1-2514 (837 amino acids)
Biological process (GO): chromosome segregation; peptidyl-serine phosphorylation; protein localization to kinetochore
Cellular component (GO): kinetochore; nucleus; spindle
Molecular function (GO): protein serine/threonine/tyrosine kinase activity; ATP binding; protein serine/threonine kinase activity
Source: RefSeq, a predicted model, not a curated record